GUUGCAAAAUUGUGAAAAAGUGGUGAAAAUAUUUUAACGGAAAACCCCGAAAAGAGUGAGCUAAAAUUCAAUUUCCAAGUGUCGUCCUUCGCCCAAAAUUUCGUAGUGUUCUCCUUCCUGUAUCCUACGCCUAGUCAGUACUUUACGUUCAGUUUGAAAAAGUUAUCUCUGGAGGAGCAAAACAACAAUCCUACUACAAACCCAAAAACCACCACGCCAAGCAACAAUCAAACCGUAAGGUUCAUCGCACAAUCAACAAAACCUCACCACAGAAAAACAAUAACGCACAAAACCGACGGUAAACGAUCGGAACUUAAAGGCAAACAAAAAGAAAAUUAAGGGACAGACGCGCAAAACUACGCAAAAUACACCAUACAAGCCGACCGAGAUUUGUCGCUCCUGGUGGCCAGUGACAUUUCUAUUAAUAACGAAUUCUUUCCCUUCUCAUUGCUCGGCCACGACCGUGAUACGUACUCUCGCCGUUUGCCGUAAACAAAAGCGUGUCGCAAGCGUUUUACAAUAAAAAAAAAACAAAUCAGAUCAACGGACGUACUUUCGGUGCGUAUAGAAACAAACUCAUCAUCGCUCAAGAGGCCAGGAGUGUCAAAGUGUCGUACGACAAGACGUAAAAACACAUGUGAGACAUCGCUCGGUACGUGUGAUAGGAUUUCCCCCGGAAAACCUUGAUAAAGUUCACCCGACAACCCGUAGAUAAAUCCCCCUGCCGGAACGCGUACGGGGCAUCGUAACUUGGGACAGAGUGCUCCACACAAAACUCGCUCACCUUCAGAGUGGGCAUCGGGUGGGAAAUACUCCAAUUCGCGUAUACACCUAGCUGGGUGGGUGUGUGAAGCUCUUCGGCAGGUGACCCCCAGGAAGUUACCCUAUUACCUUCCCAACUUCCCCCCAACCUCCUCAUCUCGGAACCAAAAAAAAACCCCGGUAGUGGAGUCACCGUCACCCGAAACUCGUCGAUUCCGAAGCUGUGAUGGACCUGAACGAGCUAGAUCUGCCGGAGAUGACCGAAUCGGACCUGAUGCAGGCAGCGGCCUACACCGCCAAGCUGGUCGGGCGUGAGAGCGAAGUACCGAUGGUGUCGAUGGAUGGUGAAGCCCACCCAAACAUGACACUGGCCGCCGUGGGACUCGGUGUACUUGUAGCAUUAAUCAUUCUCCUCACGCUGAUCGCUUUCAUAACACGCCGUGAGCGAAGCAGCUCCCAAGCGAAAGAUCCACAGCAAGAUAUUACCACCAACAUAUCAUCGGCACCGGGAAGGACGAAACCGAUUGAAGCGAACGUACAGAAACCACCGACGGGACCACGUUGCGUGACGUUUGCGAACGAUUUCGAGCUGGUGGAUGUUGUUACGCGUAUGUGAUAGGAGGGGGGG
Anopheles funestus (African malaria mosquito) is the source of this 1390-nucleotide messenger RNA. RefSeq lists its product as uncharacterized. Lineage: Eukaryota; Metazoa; Arthropoda; Insecta; Diptera; Culicidae. The transcript has 3 exons. The coding region runs from base 989 to 1378 and encodes 129 amino acids. The record is from RefSeq and is a predicted model, not a curated record.